AUGGUUGCCAGAAAUACACGAUCUCCUAGGAAAAUCAAAGUACACAAUGUUCCAUGGUCACCGAACAGUUCCGGAUUUACUGAGGCACUUAGUCAAUUACUCGAAUACUGGUGUUGGGUUCCGGAGUGCCUCAGACGUCUCGGUUGUCAUUACUCCUAUCUUUCGCCCGAGAACUAUAAGCAUUGGGUGACGGCAAAUUUUAGGAAAGAUACUACGCGACCUCUAAAGGAGAUUCCUGAUGAGAUGGUAAACAAUCUCCUAGCAGCUAAGCAGCUGAACCAGGGUAUUCUUACCUCAAGACAGGUAGCCUUCAGCAAAUUUGAUAUGCAAAUCCACAAUCCAGUCUCGCACGAUGAGAUUGAAGCGAUUAAUUUCUCCGAAUUGUACAACUCACUACUUCAAGACAUGACUGGCCUUCAAUGGCCGAAUGAUGAGUUGAAAUCAGGGAGUGGCUAUGCUACCACUUCUCACUAUAUAUGGGGACAGGAAGCUAAUUACUACUCCUACCUUUACCUUCAAAGUACCCGAAUUCUAGCAGCGGACAUAUGGUUUACGCAUUUCCAGUCCAACCCCUUGAGCCGAAAUGCAGGCCUACGAUAUCGAGAAAUGAUUUGA
Messenger RNA from Talaromyces stipitatus ATCC 10500, 615 nucleotides. RefSeq lists its product as uncharacterized. The record is from RefSeq and is a predicted model, not a curated record. Gene Ontology annotation, biological process: peptide metabolic process; proteolysis. Gene Ontology annotation, cellular component: mitochondrial intermembrane space. Bases 1 to 615 code for a protein of 204 amino acids. Gene Ontology annotation, molecular function: metalloendopeptidase activity. The transcript is spliced from 2 exons. Lineage: Eukaryota; Fungi; Ascomycota; Eurotiomycetes; Eurotiales; Trichocomaceae.